Molecule: messenger RNA, 573 nt
Organism: Bemisia tabaci
Lineage: Eukaryota; Metazoa; Arthropoda; Insecta; Hemiptera; Aleyrodidae
Source: RefSeq, a predicted model, not a curated record
UCUCUCAUCCUGCAGCAUUGAAGUGCGAAAGCUUUCAAAUCUUACUUGUUCGUGUCAUUUGUUCAGUGUCUCACCAUCGUUCAAAAUGACCCUUAAGAUACUUCUAGUCUUGACAUCCUUACUCUUCAUCGUUGAUGGCGCAAUCGAAUGUUCCAAUCGCGGCGCUGAGACAAAGGAAGCAGAUUUCACAAUGGACUCAAUGAUGAUAGACGUAUACAAGUACGCGUCGUGUGAGUUUAAGGCGCUCCCCUAUGAAAUAAAACGUUCGUAUCAAAAAUUUGAAUCUAUGUUGGCCUCUGAGAUGGCGAGAGGUGGGAGAGUGACCAGGAAGUUACUGGCAAUUGUAGAGAUCAUAAAAGAUCUGAGACAAUUCUCGGAAUUGAGAGAGCAAGUUGAUCUCGAAACGCGACACCGCCUGAUGGUAAAUAUCCUCGAAAAACUCGAAAACUAUAAAAAUAUCUUAGUAGAAUAAACUAUUACCGUGUAAAAGGUGCAUUAGCUGACAGAAUGGCCUAUUUGUUGAAUAUUAUAUCUUAUUAUGCUUUAAAAACGUAAAACAUAGAGUUCAUGUAA